Sorex araneus (European shrew) is the source of this 3588-nucleotide messenger RNA. RefSeq names its product spermatogenesis-associated protein 31A6-like. The record is from RefSeq and is a predicted model, not a curated record. The transcript has 5 exons. NCBI's taxonomy places the organism in Eukaryota, Metazoa, Chordata, Mammalia, Eulipotyphla, Soricidae. Bases 1 to 3588 code for a protein of 1195 amino acids.
AUGGAAAGUGUUAAUGCUUGCUGGACGAGCUUCAGCCUCUCAUCCAGAGUGAUGGAUGGCAUCCUUGCCAUCCUUUGUGGAGUAGGGAUCUUCCUUCUCUUACUCCCUUUCCUCCCGAGUGAACCAGCCAUACCACAAUGUAGGAAGCACAGACACAUCAGCAAGCAUCAAAAAGAGCCCACAGAAAGGACCAAGAAGGCCAAGAAACCUGAGGCUCUGAAUGAUGACCUGAAACAAUUGAAGAGGACUCAGAACCUGAUUGCAUGUCCACAAAGCAUGGAGUGGACGUGCCAGGACAAGGGCAGCCUUUGUCCACUCCCUGUUGAAAACGGACAGUGCAAAGCAGUGUCUGCAGGAACGCAGAGUCCAUUAGGACAGCGUGCUCCUGCUCGAUCUCCAGCAACACCCACAGCUCCUCUGACAGAGGACACACUAUGUCCUCAGCUCUCUGCCUUUGGAUCAGGCCCCCAAAGAGAUGCAGUCUCUCGUACUUCAGAUCCGUCCCAGAGGGAUUCUCAGCCACCACCUACCCUUGCACUGGGGUGCCCUUCACAUCAGCUCACAUUCUCCCCUCCCCCACUACACCUGCCUCAUUCAGAGACCUCUCCUCCCACUCUCCAGCCUAAUCCUGCAUCACAAUGGGAGAGACCAACUCAGAGUCCUGCCCAGUGUCACUCACUGGCACUUCCACUGGCCACUGUGCCACAGAGCUCCUCCCUAUAUCCCCCUUGGCCGGCUUCUCGGGCCCGAAUUAUCUCAGGCAUUGGCCACUCAACCUGCACAGUGUCAACCUUUUCCUCGUGCAAUGAAACAGCCCAAACCUUGUCCUUGUGCCUCCCCCCACCUUCAUCCCAGGAGUCCCAGCAUGAAGAUAUUUCCUGUCCCACACCCCGAGGGUUGGUCUGUGGUGGGCCCACAAACAGGCAGAAAGACUGUAAGAGUCUCUCUUUAAUCAAGUCAGGCAAUGUGGCAUCAAGAUCAGAGCAAGAAAUCAAGACUAUCAAAGAAAGUGGAACAAAUUUAGAACAAACGAUUCCAGACAACCACAUGGGGACUAAGAUGACAUCACUGAGUGCUGAGACGAAGACCCGAGCUGCAUCGCCAUCCUGGAGCACCACAGGCCAGUCAGAACAGCUUCCCAGCUCUCAACAACUCUCAGAGCCCAAGGACUCGGGAGACAAUGUGCAUCAGGAAUAUAAACAGCUUUUCUGGGGUCUUCCCUCUCUACACAGUGAAUCGCUAGUGGGUACUGCCUGGCUUUCCAAGAACUCUUCCUAUCUCCUGUUUAAUGGUAUGGUGGGUACCUCCACAGGGAAAAUGCAUCCAAAUAUCUCCCUACUAUUUUCCCAAGCAAAACCACGAUGCCCUCUGCUAAGUCAAUCACAACACUUAAGUGGAAACCUAAGUCUGUGCCAGCCUCCUCCUAUAGCUCAGAUUAAGGCCAAACUUUCUGUCCAAAACAUACCACCUUCUUCUCCACUCCAGAAAGCAGAUUGUGAAGAUACUGCUUCUUCAGCAGAACAUAAAGUAAGAUUCCUCACUCAAUUCGGUAGUCCACACUCAGAAUGGCCCUUGUUGCGGGAAUUAGAAAGUGGGUGGAGUUUGCCUCCUGCAGCAGAAAGAUCUCAGCAAAUUUUUAGUGUCUGCAGUUCCAGCUCUCCCAAAGAUAAUUUGGUGGCCUCCAUCCUUCCCGAAUAUUUUCCAGUAAGUUCUGAACUCCGGGACCAGCUGGAGAACCAUCUGCAGAAAUGGCUCAUCCAACACCAGUGGGAACUGUCCCACAGGAUCCAAGAGAGUCUAGAACUAAAACGGCAGCAGGGAACUAGAGCCCAGACAGGCCAGGUAGAGAAUAAGGCUGGCAACUUAAAAGCCUCUGCACUGACUGGUGAAAGCAGCAACAAUACACAGCACAGCAAGUACCUGGCACAGGGUCCGGGGUCUAAAGAAGACUCAGGAAGUUCCAGAGAGAUUUUGGUGGCGAAACGUGAGGAGUCAGACUCUGACUCAGGUCUUUCCAGCAGUGAAUCUGAAAGUGACAUAUUGAGGACCCUAACUCCCAAGGUGGAGCGAACCCUGAGAAACCAUUUUGUCAGGAAGUAUGGGAAGACAUAUGAGGGUUUAAUCCCUGUCAGAGUGGCUCGAUCCUGGCUUGAAGUGAGUGAUGCUGGCUGGAUUCCUGGUGGCCACGUGAAAAAGAACCGCCAAAUCUUAAAACAGUGUGAAAACUGUAGAAACACUUCUGAGAGAGCUGAGUUCCUGGAUUCAUUAACACGAUCGCUCCUAGAAGCACACAUUGUUAAACUUUUGGUCAAACACAGAUGGGGACUACCACACAAACUAAUCAAGGCCAUCAAUCUUUUUGGCUUAAAGGGUCAACCUUCAUCCAACCCAAAACUUGCAUCUCCUCACUCAGCCACUUGUGCAUCUGGUAUGCAUUCAAGGGUCAAAUGUGUGAACUUUGAGGGAGAAUUUCCACAGUACCAUGUAGGAGAGGAGCUAAAACAUAAAGAAGUUUCCAUUCCAGAGAGGCCAGCCCAGGCACCCUCUCCUGUGUCUGAGAAAAUCCAGAAGGUGUGUGGAGAGAUCUCAUUUGCUGGCAACCAUGACUCCACGGGGAUAUCUCUGUCCAGGCCCACUAAGGACAGUCAGCCAACUGAAUCCUUCACAUCCAGCCUCAAGGCCAGACACUGGCAGAGUGGAUCUGUAGAUAGUGCUCAGAAGGAAAGCUCAGAGUUGAAUCCAAGUUCAAGGAAUGGAUCAAGAACAGAGAGUAUCAAUUGGGUGUCACAGGGUCCUUGCCAUAGGGAACAAACAGUGGCGAUGAAAUUAGGAACUUUGAGGGCCAAAGAGACCACAGGGAGAGUUGAGGCCAAGGAGUCAACUGCUUCUCAAUCACAGAGUAAAGCCACACUGGAAUUGUGUUUGCAAAAAACAACCAAUAUUACAAAUAUGCCCAAGAGGGCUAAUGAAUAUCCACAAACCAGUCCAGACCCUUUAUUCCCUAAAUUACCAGUUUUUCAGCAUCCAGAAGGUCCAUGCCUUAACACAGGUGCUACAAGUGUGUUCAACUCCAUGUCAGAGUAUCAUCCUGGAGAAUAUCCCAAACGAGUUCUUCAGAGAGCACAGGACUUGCCUUCUUGUGUUCCCCAGUACCACAUCCCAAGAAACCCCACUGGAGACCAGUUAGCUCGCCCAUUGCAAGGUGUCUUAAAAAGAGACCAAAGGAACACACGGGAAACCAAUGCUAAAAAGCAAGCCUUGGGACCGCAGCAGGAGGAAGGCGUCCAGAAUCAGGCCAUAGCAGGAAAGGUGCAAAAAAGAUUCUCGUGCUCAAUAACCCUACGGGAGUGGCUCUCCACCCAGACGAGAUCCGAAGGGGCAGCACACAAAAUGGCUCCUCUGUUCCUCAAAGACUAUGAUCCCAGAGGCCUACUAACGACUUUUGGCACUCAGCGGCUUCUUACAGAAAUGCAUCUAGACUGUGAUCUGAGCUUUGACCCCAUGCCGCCAUGGAAGGGAAAAGGUUUUUCUCUCUCGGCCUUUUCUUUCCAUGGCGUCAGUGGCUGCAUGGAGACCGAGAUCUUAUAG